AUGACACCAGCUCCUUUGCCAUUGGCAAUGCCAAGCAGUUCUGAGCCUAGCAGUGCUUCAGGCCAUGCAGGGACCUCACUGCCUGCUUCUGGAGUACAUGGACGUGAAGGAAAGAACUUCGAGCUGCGCGGAGAGAAGACUCAGUUUGAGUGGAAUGGCGCUUUGACAAAGGUGCUGAAGCUUUUGAAAGGAGCGAAAACUGAGAACAAGCAAAAGGAGGCCAUCAAGACCAAUGUUGAAGGUGCCGAAGAAGAAAAGGGAACAGACGACCAAAGCGUUGGAGAGACACCACAAGAACGCUUCGAAAGAUACAGCCAAAGCACCUUGGACGAAGUGUCCGAUCCAGGACUUUGGCAGCUUUGGCACCAUGGAACUCCUAGCGCUACUGAUGAGCCUUCUGCCCAUCGACAAUAUGCAGAUGGACACAUAGAGCAGAUGAUGAAGGACACCAAUGACAUCUUGCGCAGACAUCUUCGAAGGUUGGAAGCUGAGUAUGACGCAGCAUCAGAUGCCAACGACAUCAAUCUGAUGCACCAGCUGGACUCCCAGAUCACCGAGUGCAAUGGCCUUAUGUAUAACAUGGGCUAG
Molecule: messenger RNA, 588 nt
Organism: Cladocopium goreaui
Lineage: Eukaryota; Dinophyceae; Suessiales; Symbiodiniaceae
Source: the annotation of a GenBank genome assembly